AUGAACAGGAAAGAUAUUGGGAAGUACUUUUCAACCAAAUUCUUAGAAGUUUUCCAAUCCUCCUCUCCUAGUGUCCCACCAAAUUUAGAUGAACUAAUUGAACCUUCUAUUUCAACUCAAGAGAAUGAAAUGUUGACUGAUGUGCAAUCUACUGAUGAUAUCAGAAGAGUUAUGUUUGAAAUGCAACCCUUUAAAGCUCUCGUGCCAGAUGGAAUGUCUGGUCUAUUUUAUAGACAUUAUUGGUCGAUAGUUGGAGAUCAACUUGUAGCUGCUGUUCAAAGUUUUUUCAGAGAGGGAUGGUUGCUUCGUGAGUUGAAUCACACUUAUAUCACACUUAUCCUCAAAGUUCAAGGGGCUUACAAUUUCAAUCAAUUCAAACCUAUCAGUCUUUGCAACGUUUGCUACAAGGUGAUUUUGAAAAUUAUAGUCUCUAGACUAAGACCCUUGCUAAAUAAGAUGAUUGAUCCAACUCAAGUAACUUUUAUUCCAGAUAGAAAUAUUGCUAAAAAUAUGAUUCUUGCACAGGAAAUUGUUCAUAAUUUCAGAACUAUGAGAAAGAAAAAAGGCUGCAUUGCCAGCUACACUUUAUUGAUUAAUGGGAGCCAUGAAGCAAAAAUCAACCCAUCUAGGGGUCUGAGACAGGGGGAUCCCUUGUCUCCCCAUCUCUUCAUCACUGGGUGCGAGGUCUUGGCAAGGCUAAUCAGUAGAAAGGAGAACAAGGGUAAUAUUAGAGGGGUGCAUUUAGCAAAUGGAGCUCCAGCUAUCACAAAGCUCUUCUAUGCUGAUGAUGUGAUGCUAUUUUGCAAUGCCAAGCUGUCAGAAAUAAGAAUUCUAUUGAAUUGUCUGGAUAGAUAUGGCAAAUGGUUUGGAAAAAUUAUAAGUGUUAAGAAGUCCGGCAUUUUUUGUUCGAAAGGAGUCCGCCUUGAUUUUCUUAGACAAUUUAAAGACCAAUGGGGUUUCAAAAAGCUCCGGCAUGGAACUAAGUACUUGGGGGUGCCAUUAUUCUUAUCAAAUAACAAGGCCAGAGAUUUUGCCUAUGUUAAGGAGAAGAUAGAUGCAAGAUUGGCUAGCUGGAAGAGCAAAAGUCUGUCUUGGGCUGGUAGAGCUACUUUGAUUAAAUUGGUUGCCCAAACCAUCCCUAACUAUACUAUGCCCACCUUUUUGCUCCCAAGGAAAAUCAAUGACAAGUUAGAUGCUGCUGUGAGACGUUUUUGGUGGAAGCCAAAAGAGGAUUCUAAUCAGUUUUUCACUCUUGUGGCAUGGGAUGAUUUGUGUAGGCUGAAAGAUGAAGAUGCCAAGUACAAGGUUAGAGCUGAUUGGCUUAGAGCUCCUAAAGCCUCAAAUGCAUCAUGGGUUUGGAAAGGUUCAGGUUGGAAUGAUAAUUUGUUGAAUGAGUUGUUUGACCAAGAGUCUGUUGUGGCUAUUAAAAGCAUCCCAAUUUGGUCUUUUGGCAACAAUAUUUCUAGCAGUGUUUCUCUUACAAGGAAAAUUUGGAUGGCCAGCAUUCAUGAGAGACUGAAGAUGCAUCUUUGGAGAAUAGCAUUUAAUCUUCUUCCCACUAAGGAUCAGUUUAGCGAGUUUUCACCCUCCUCUAACACUAAUUGCCCUCUCUGUAAUGUUGAGGCAGAGUCAACCCUGCACCUCUUUACUCAAUGUCACAUUGCUAAAGCCAUAUGGUUUGGCAGUCAGUGGAACCUUAGAAUUGACAGAUGGCAAGUUCAAUCCCCGGCCCAUUUGAUUGAGUUAUUUAUUGAUCCUCCUCCAUCUAUCCAGCUGGAUAAAGAGCAAAGAGAUGAAUUUCUACUAUUUGGAGCUCUAACUUUAGAUAUGAUUUGGAUGUGGAGAAACAAGGCAAUUAAUGAGAGAUCUCUUCCAGUGGAGGGUCAAGUUAUCAGAAGCCUUCAGAAGUUGUUCUUGGAGCAUUGGCGGCCCAAAGUUCCAGUGUUAACAAGAUUCCCAACUAGAAGCAGUGCCAGGUGGUGUUGUCCAAACCAAGAGAGUGACCGUAAAGUUUGUAUAGAUGCCAUUAAAGGUGGUGGGAACCUAAUUCCUUGGAGACUUUUGAAUUUUGUUGACUCAGUUAAGAAUGUAAUCACUGACUAUAGUCAUGUAUCUUUUAACUGGGUUCAUAGGGAGGCUAAUCAGGCUGCCCAUGUGCUUGCCAAUUGGUCCCUUAACCAGUAUUUGUUUGGUUCUUUUGAUCUGGGUUUUGGCACUCCAAGUUUUGUUAAUAUAAUCUUGGCUGAGGCAUCCUAG
Messenger RNA from Quercus lobata, 2256 nucleotides. RefSeq lists its product as uncharacterized. Gene Ontology annotation, molecular function: RNA-DNA hybrid ribonuclease activity; nucleic acid binding. The record is from RefSeq and is a predicted model, not a curated record. The transcript is spliced from 6 exons. NCBI's taxonomy places the organism in Eukaryota, Viridiplantae, Streptophyta, Magnoliopsida, Fagales, Fagaceae. The coding region runs from base 1 to 2256 and encodes 751 amino acids.